AUGGCUCGGACUAAACAAACCGCUCGCAAAUCCACCGGAGGCAAAGCUCCUCGGAAGCAACUCGCCACCAAGGCUGCAAGAAAAUCAGCACCCACCACUGGUGGAGUCAAGAAACCUCAUCGUUACCGCCCCGGAACUGUUGCCCUUCGUGAAAUUCGGAAGUACCAGAAGAGCACUGAACUCUUGAUCCGUAAGCUGCCCUUCCAACGUCUUGUCCGUGAAAUUGCACAGGACUUCAAGACGGAUUUGAGGUUCCAGAGUCAUGCUGUUCUAGCACUUCAGGAAGCUGCAGAGGCUUACCUUGUUGGUUUGUUUGAGGAUACAAAUCUAUGUGCUAUUCAUGCCAGGAGGGUAACAAUCAUGCCUAAGGACAUCCAGCUUGCCAGGCGAAUCCGCGGUGAAAGAGCUUAGAUGUUCUGGUUUGUUUGUUCAUUAUAUUCUUUGUUCAUUUCGGUCAGUUGCCAUGUAUUUUACUGUUAGACUUACUAUGAGACUCUAAUCUGAACAUUGAUUUGCUUACUGAAACACUAAAUCCCUGUAC
This is a messenger RNA of Pistacia vera, 541 nucleotides long. RefSeq names its product histone H3.3-like. The transcript has 4 exons. The record is from RefSeq and is a predicted model, not a curated record. Gene Ontology annotation, cellular component: nucleosome. Gene Ontology annotation, molecular function: protein heterodimerization activity; DNA binding; structural constituent of chromatin. Bases 1 to 411 code for a protein of 136 amino acids. NCBI's taxonomy places the organism in Eukaryota, Viridiplantae, Streptophyta, Magnoliopsida, Sapindales, Anacardiaceae.